Anastrepha ludens (Mexican fruit fly) is the source of this 995-nucleotide messenger RNA. Its product is annotated as SRR1-like protein. Gene Ontology annotation, cellular component: cytoplasm; nucleus. The record is from RefSeq and is a predicted model, not a curated record. The transcript has 2 exons. Gene Ontology annotation, biological process: microtubule-based process. Lineage: Eukaryota; Metazoa; Arthropoda; Insecta; Diptera; Tephritidae. Bases 63 to 890 code for a protein of 275 amino acids.
GUCAAAGCGAAAGGCGUCUAUUGAAAGCAGUAAAUAACUUAAAAAUUUAGAACAUUUAACAAAUGUCUGAAGAAUUCCGUGCAGUCACACGCAAGAAAUGGAUAGCGCGUAGAGCUAUAAAUCCCAGAUUGCGGAAGCUGUCGGAACGUAGCACUGAAAAGGAAGAGAAAGAAGUGGACAUGGAUGCAUUUCUAAAACGUCUGGAACAGUUGUGCACACAAAUGGUUGGAAGUGAUUACUUUAUACAAGCCAUGGAAACAGUGGACGACAGUAUUAAAACUUUGGCAGGCACAGAUAAAUUUUCUAGUCUGGUUUGUUUGGGCAUUGGUCCUUUCUCCCGCAACUUUCAAGCACUCCAUCAACUGGUUUUCAUCAUAUGUACACAACGGCAUUAUUGCAUUAAAGAUGCUAUAUAUUUCGAUCCUGUCUUUCGCGAAAGUGAGAAACAGAUUCUUCAACGCCUGAAUUGUUCGUUAAUGAAUGAAAAUUGUGAAGCAAAAUAUGGAGUGGAUGAACGCACACUUUUCUAUCUACCACAUUGUCCGAAUUGCUUGACCAACAACUUGCUAUGGAGCAAUUGGCGACCGCAAAGUUUGAACAAACUGGUGCUCAUAAAUAAUAGCUUCGAGAGUUUAUCACUAAGCAAACCCGAACGUAUGUUAAGAUUAGAUUCCGCUUAUAUAUUAGAUGUGCUGCCGUAUGUCAAGGAAUUCCCAUUGGAUGAUGACUAUGAAACACACAACAUCUUCAAUGACUUAUCUGUGCAUGUAUUUCCAUUGGAGUCCUUACCAUCAGCACAAGCUACAAUAUGGGCGCAAAAAGAUGCGCCAACGUAUACUGAUGUUGAAAUGAUUUCUGCCGAAGAAUUUGAGAGGCUAAGUAUAAGCUAGGCUUGUACAUAUAUUCUUUAAGUAAAAAUGUGUUUUGCAAAUUUUUUUUAGUUUUAAAAAUGUACUACAAGGGUGAAAGCUGAAUACAAAAGUAAUGAAAAUGCA